Molecule: messenger RNA, 1198 nt
Organism: Suillus bovinus
Lineage: Eukaryota; Fungi; Basidiomycota; Agaricomycetes; Boletales; Suillaceae
Exons: 5
Coding region: 230-1072 (280 amino acids)
Source: RefSeq, a predicted model, not a curated record
CCAACAACACUGUUAUUCAAAUAUUUAAGGCCCGAGCCUUAAGGCAGGUAACCUACGUGAACAACUACUUGAGAGUUACUAUUUGACCGGCUCACGGAGCCCUAUUAUGCCCAUUAGCUAAAUCACGUCAGUGCUUCAAAGGUUUUUGCUAGAUAUGAAUCUAUUUCAAUCGUAGUAAAACGUCUCGCAUUUUCUGCGACUCUCGCCUUCUUCUCCCUCUAAGGUUGAUAUGGGCGUCUCAGUAAAUAUGUCUGCAGCUAUAGGUACAGUAUGUGAGGCGUUUUUGUACGGAGUCUACUGCACGCUAUUCAUCAUCUCUGUCGUAAUCCUCAUCAAACACUAUCGAGUGUCUAACCGAGUGAUUUGGGUCGCAAACUGCCUCCUCUUUAUGACAUCGACGGCUCAUUUUGCACUAGUGUUCAACCAUUUCUACAUUACACUCGAUCACGCUCCGUUCUCAGAGUUCGGGGACGAAACUCCCGCAUUAAUGGGAGCCAAUUUGCUGAGCUCUGUUGCAGAUUUAAUUGGAGACUUACUCCUACUAUAUCGAUGCUGGUUUGUCUGGGGAAAUAAUUUUUAUGUGAUCAUUCUCCCUCUGCUCACUGCUCUUGGGGGCUUUGGGUGCAUUUUGCCCAUACCAUCCCUCGUUCUGUCAAUCGACCCGACAUCACCGAUCCCUCCAACUGCGAUUGUACCCUUGACUAUUGCUGGAUAUGUUUUGCCUCUUUGCACAAAUAUCAUGGUCACUGGGCUCAUCGCUGGUCGUCUCUGGCACAUAUCUCGCGUUCCCAUCAUCAACGAGCAUGGAAAGCCUGUGAUUUUGAAAAUCGCGGCUGGUGGGCGCCCGAUGAUGCUCAUCAUCGAGAGUGGUGCUCUGUAUAUGGUCACGCAACUCAUCCUUGUCGUCCUCGUAGCCAUUCAAAAUCCUGCCGAGGCGGUAUUAAGUUACACUGGGACACAAAUAUAUGGCAUCGCGUCCACAUUAAUCAUCAUUCGUGUUGGAUUGGGCAGCUCGCCUGAGCGGACUUUACCGACGACUUCGAGUCAUCUAAUAUUUUGGUCCGAGUCAUGAGGCCUUGAGGUACCACAUGGGUGCGCUCAGUUGGCAUAUGAGAAAACGAUGGUUCAUUUGAUUCGCGGCAUUAGAUGUAUAGUUUAUGCGGAGCCGGGAUCGUUGGAAGAUGGAUAUAAGUGUCCG